GACCUGCGAAGCCUCUACCCGAAGAGAAGCGCUUCAGGAGAGUUAAUUUGGGAAGAUCAUCUCAUAAGAAAGUUAUAGAUCAUGAGUUCAGGUGCAGAAGUAGAUAUGAAGGAUGUAGAGCUGAAUGAGCUGGAGCAGGAUAAACAGCUAAUGCCCAGUCCUGGAGAAGAACCCUCUGUGGAGAAGAAUGGUUGUGUGGCUGUCAAACUGCCUGAAGAAGUAGAAGCUAAGUUCACAGGCCUCUCCAAAGAAGCGCUGAUGAAGGUGGCUGGUACCCCAGGCUGGGUGCGAAUUCGCUGGGCAUUGCUUAUCCUCUUCUGGCUUGCCUGGAUUGGCAUGCUUGUGGGUGCCAUUGUGAUUGUUGUACAGGCUCCACGCUGUAAGUCGCUCCCUUCAAGACAAUGGUGGCAGAAAGGUGCAAUUUACCAGAUUAGUAAUGAAUUUCUGGAUUCUAAAGAAGUCAUUGAGAGUAUUGAUUACCUGAGUGAGUUAAAAGUGAAAAGCCUCAUAGUGGGGCCAGUACCUCAAGUAUACAGCUCUGGUUCAACAAUUGGAUCUAAAGAAAAUCUCACAAAUUUCCAAAAAGUGGCACAGAUGAAAGGCUUAAAAGUUGUUUUGGAUAUAACUCCAAACAAUGAUGAUGAUGAUCCCUGGAUUAAUAUUUCUAGCAUAGCUGAGCAAAACAAUUUUAAGAACACUUUUGAGAACUGGCUGAAGAAUGGAAUAGAUGGAAUUAUGGUUAGUGAAGUGGAAACAAUCAAAAAUAAUGCGUCUUUACUUUGGGAAGAACUGAAGAAUUUGACUAGUAAAUACAGUACUGAAGCCAAGCCCAGAAUCCUCAUUGGUGUGACAUCCUCUAAAGAUCUUGAGGAAAUUGUGAAAGCUGGGAACCAGUCAGGAGUAGACCUUUUGUUGUCUGGAGUUCUACACAUCUUAGGGAAAGCACCAACUGGUUCAGAAGUUGCUUUAAAUGUGGAGAGAUAUAUCACUGGACUUGGCACGGCCUGGCCUUUGUGGUCGGUGGGAAGCCGCACUGUGGGUCAUUUAGCAUCUCUGGUAGAAGAAAGGCUUGUAAAGAUUUAUCAAAUGAUGCUGUUCACACUUCCGGGUACUCCAUUCACCAAUUAUGGAGAUGAGAUUGGUCUUCAAGACCUAGAGGAAAAGGAUCAAAACUCAAAACUGCCUAUGAUGUUGUGGGACAAUUCAAAUUUCUCUGUCAUGGCCCAAACACAAGACACAAAUUCCGUGCUGAACCUGUACAAGCAGCUGAGUGACUUAAAACUGAAAGAUCGCUCCUUACAAUAUGGGGAUUUUUAUUCUAUUGUUCAUAAUGCCAGUAUCUAUGCUUACUUGCGUGAAUGGGACCAGAGUGAACGUUUUCUAACAGUGUUAAAUUUUGAGGGUCUGAAAACUAAGGUCUCACUCAUACACAACAAAUUGCCAGCAGAGGCCUCAGUGGCCAUCAGCACUUACUCACAGCGUAAUGAGUCCAGUGUAAACCUUGCAGAUUUCACACUUGAGCCAAAUGAAGGGCUCUUGCUGCGAUUCCCAUAUGUAUACUAAAUAGCACUGUCAUACAUGAGACUCUGAACUCUUUAAGCAGCAUCGGCAGCAGCCUUCCAUCUAAACAGGAGUUUGUGAAAUUAUACAGAAGACUGUUAUCAUAUAGUCACAAAUGUGUAAAAUGUGUCAUAGUUGAAACACUAUCUAAAAUUGUAGCUAAAUACUACAUGGAUAUGUUAUUUUGGUUGUAAUGCUGCUUAAAAAGUCUUGGGUCUUUAACAAUUUUGACUUUCCUGUGUUAUCUGUUUUAGAAAUGUUGUUUUGUUUUUUUUUAAUUUUAGCUACUACAUUACCUCAACAGCUUGUAAAAUAUUCGGUUAAACAUCUGCAUUUGUCAUGCUGUUCUGGUAUCAUGUUUUUCACACUGUAGGUUUCCUUUU
This is a messenger RNA of Erpetoichthys calabaricus (reedfish), 1943 nucleotides long. Its product is annotated as 4F2 cell-surface antigen heavy chain-like. The coding region runs from base 82 to 1563 and encodes 493 amino acids. The transcript has 9 exons. The record is from RefSeq and is a predicted model, not a curated record. Gene Ontology annotation, biological process: amino acid transport. NCBI's taxonomy places the organism in Eukaryota, Metazoa, Chordata, Cladistia, Polypteriformes, Polypteridae.